Molecule: messenger RNA, 1338 nt
Organism: Caenorhabditis sp. 36 PRJEB53466
Lineage: Eukaryota; Metazoa; Nematoda; Chromadorea; Rhabditida; Rhabditidae
Source: the annotation of a GenBank genome assembly
AUGACUGCCACCACCUCCACAUCCUCCCACCGAUUCGCUUCGGAACCUCGUCCUCCGACCCUCACGCAGCGUCGCGAUGACCGUAUCCGCACGUUCAAUUCGUUCGACGACAUCACGGAAUCCGAGGAGGAAGACAUCCAGGUGAGUAAGGGAAUAAGAAAAGAACAAUAAUAACAACUGGGAGCGGGGGGCUGUUGUUUCCACUCGGCCGAAGGCUUUCUUCUCCCACAAAACGCUUCCUUUUGUUCCUGGAGAGCGGAGAGAAAUGAGGUGGAAUCGUGCUCCAAUCUAAUCCACUUGACUUCUUGUUCCGCUUUCCCUGAAUAUGCCCUCCAGUUUUUGUUGUCGACUUCAGAACGGACCAUAAAUCUGUCGGAGUGGUCAACAAGGAGAACUGUGUAGUCAUCAUUCAGAAAGCGAAGAAAAGAAAUGAAUCAUUAGUUCGAAUGUUCGACCGUUUUUCGACCAGAAAUCAGUUUGUGGGUCUUUUGUUUUUCUAGUCUGUUAAGUACCUCUUGAAGCAUUGGAAACAGACUCUGAUCAUCAUAACAAGCAUCCGUUCCCCGGUCACUUUCCACUUGCAAACAAAAAAUAGCGAUUCUAUGGGAUCAAAAAUGUCUCAAUUUCGGUUCCUCGUUUUUUAUUUGAGGGACAGAACCAAAAGAUUGUUUACCAACUGGCGGUUAUGGGGGCGACAGGAAUUUAUUAUCUCUUCGCAUGAAGUGACACUCUUUGCAACACGUCACUCCCUCUCAAAAGGCAAAGGACAUUAAUUACAGGAACCGACGAGCAGCAGCAGCAGCAGCAGCAGCUCGACGAGUUCGGAGAGAUCUCCGUACGCAGUCUACGACCAGGAGAAGAUCAGCGCCGCCAAAAUGCGCAGCUUCUCGCUCACCAACAAUCCGUUCCUGUCUCCGAAGACACUGAGGUAAGAGAAGGUUAUGAGGAACGGAUGAGCUUAGUGGCAGCUGUCGUCAGAGAGCGAACACGCGAAAAUAUUAUCAGAAACAGCCCAGACAUCUCAGCGUCUUGUGAUAUUUACGCCGGGCAAACCCCGCACAUAAUCUGAUCCGAUCUGCAACACAAUCUCCUUGAAAUCCCUUCCAAAUCUUCUCGAUUUCCAGACAAUUCUUCCCGUCGACUCCUCGUCUCACUCGAGGAUUCUCGGACCCCGUCUGCCGUCGCAAGUCCUCUCUUCCGACGAUCCUUUCGUGCCACUCGCCCGAUCAAUCCGACGACUUCUUAGGUCUUCCGCCAAUCCCGGAAGCCACGACUCCGGCCUCACCGUCCGCUUCUUCUUCCACAAUCAACCCGUUCCAGAGGAACGAUUCGACAUAA